This is a messenger RNA of Anisakis simplex (herring worm), 332 nucleotides long. Lineage: Eukaryota; Metazoa; Nematoda; Chromadorea; Rhabditida; Anisakidae. The record is from the annotation of a GenBank genome assembly.
UCAGUGGGCAAAUGAAUAAUAUGUUUCCUGGUCUUCCACAGAUGCAGUUACCUGGUUUACCUCAGUUAAUGCCAUUCAAACUGCCGACGUUACCUCCCAUGAUGCCUCUCGGCAGUGGAGGUGACCCUUUCGGUCAGUUUAUCCGCAAUCUGGUUGCUAUGUUUCCAGGCCUGCAACCCCCCAAACCGUACGACUCAAAAAUAAGCCCGUUAACCCCGUCUGCACCUCCCCUACUGCUAACCCGACCCCCGCCUGGUGCUGCACCUGUCGAAGAAACUCCUAUUCCCAUCUCACCGUCCAUCCCUGCGCCCAUUCAGUUUCCUGACUUCCAG